UUUCUUCUACAUCUCUUGUGCACACAUGUAUUUUCUCUAAAAUAUUCAACAAUAACAUUUCCAAAUCUGGAUCUGUCUUGAAAAGUGUUAAAACUGGAUUUAUGACAUCCACGCUUUUCCAUUUUUUAACAGCAAUGAAGGCAGGUUCAUCUUCUCUAAAUCCCUAUGCAGCUUCCUAUGUGCCCCUCUUCAAAAGAGGGCUUCCCAAUGCAAACAACGACUUAAGCCCGACACAAGAAUUGAACAGUGGAAAUGAGUUUGUUUGGUCAGGUCAUCAGCCGAGCACAUUAUUUGCUUCUGCUAUCCAAACUGGUGAAGGUUCUAGAAGGAAUAGUCAUCAACAUGGUGGUGGUGAAUUCUUGGCUUCGACCUCAAAGUAUCCUAAUCCGAUACAACCGAGCUUUGAUGAAGAGUUCGACAUGGAUUUGGCUUACCUUCAGAUGAACUUUCCGGGAAUAUCGGAAGAGUCUCUUUCUGAUGUCUAUUUGGCCAACAGGUGUGACCUGGAAGCUGCACUAGACAUGCUACAUCAACUCGAGGUCUACCCUGAUGAUUCAUUGGAUAAGCUUCCGGACUCUUUGGACAUUGGUGACGUGUCGGAACCUGUGACCGUUAGCAUGACAUCAUCAUCACAGAAAGCUAAGAUUCAGACAGUUGACGAUGCUCUGGCUUCAUCUUCUGCUCCAUUCAACACCUCACCUGCAAGCUAAUCUGCUCGAUUUUCCGGGAUUAGCAGUUUUUCUUAGGGUUCUUUCUUU
Molecule: messenger RNA, 758 nt
Organism: Striga asiatica
Lineage: Eukaryota; Viridiplantae; Streptophyta; Magnoliopsida; Lamiales; Orobanchaceae
Source: the annotation of a GenBank genome assembly